Rubroshorea leprosula is the source of this 921-nucleotide messenger RNA. The record is from the annotation of a GenBank genome assembly. Lineage: Eukaryota; Viridiplantae; Streptophyta; Magnoliopsida; Malvales; Dipterocarpaceae.
GCGAAGAACCAAGAUGAACAAGAGGAAAACCUAGCAUCAGGUUCCAUGACAAACCAAAGAUGAUGAAGAGAAGAGGAUGGUGAAGAUGAUGAGAAGGAUGGCGAAGAGAAUGGUGAAGAAGAUAAACGUCAGCUCUGUCCUCAGUCCCGAGUUCAAAGAAUCUCAAUCAAUCUCCUCUCGCUCACACAUUGCGCAUGCUCGACAGGCCAUUGAGGAGGCUGCAGUAAAGGGCGCCCAGCUUGUUCUGUUGCUGGAGAUAUGGAAUAGCCCCUAUUCAAAUGACAGCUUCCCAGUUUAUGCUGAAGACAUUGAUGCUGGUGGUGAUACAUCUCCAUCAACAGCUAUGCUGUCUGAAGGUUCUCGUUGUUUGAAGAUUACCAUAGUUGGUGGCUCCAUGCCUGAACGUUGGGGGCAUAACUUGUAUAAUACUUGUGUCUUUGGUACUGAUGGAAAGCUGAAAGCAAAGCACCAAAGAUUCACCAUUUUGAUAUUGAUAUUCCUGGGAAGAUAACCUUCAUGGAAUCAAAGACACUCACUGGAGGGGAGUCCCCUACCAUUGUGGACACAGAUGUUGGGCGUAUUGGUAUAGGUAUCUGUUAUGACAUUAGAUUUCAGGAACUUGCAAUGAUAUAUGCAGCAAGAGGUUUGUUUCCAUCCCUUGAACGGCGAAAUGAUAAUAUAAUACUGUUUUUAGGUCUAAGAUAUCAUAUAGGUGCACCUUCUGAUAUUGAUAGAAUACCGCUUGAUGCUUCUCUUGUUUAUGAAUCUGCUGCACCAUAUGAGACUCGUGAUUUUGCAUUUAGGUUCUCAUUUGCUUUGUUAUCCUGGAGCAUUUAACAUGACAACUGGACCGUUGCAUUGGGAAUUAUUGCAGAGUGCAAGGUAUUAAUAUAUUUCAGUUAAUGAACAGGUGUUUAAAUU